Messenger RNA from Sporisorium graminicola, 591 nucleotides. RefSeq lists its product as uncharacterized. The transcript is spliced from 3 exons. NCBI's taxonomy places the organism in Eukaryota, Fungi, Basidiomycota, Ustilaginomycetes, Ustilaginales, Ustilaginaceae. The record is from RefSeq and is a predicted model, not a curated record. The coding region runs from base 1 to 591 and encodes 196 amino acids.
AUGACACCCCCUCGACGCCGUUUUCCCAACACGCACUGCCCUCUACCCUUCCACUAUGCCCCAGUGCAAUCGUUCUUGUCGCAGGGCAAACUCUACCGCAGCACACCGCGACUGUCCAACCAGAGGCCCGCACCGGCAACCCGAGCACCACGCACCGGUGCGAUCGCCGCGUACCAGCGCACCGUCAACACGCACCCGGCCUACGUUGCCCCGGGAGCCGGCGAGGCGAUCCCCGGCCUCCUGGCGCGCGCCUACACGCUGACUGCGCCCAACGCUGCCCCGGGCCGUGAUGAGCAGAGAGCGUUCCUGGCGCUGUUCAACGAAGUCGGCGAACAGUCGAGAUUGCAUAUGCAAAACGCCCUGCAUCCGGAAAACGUCUCGUCGCAGCACCGUUCGCCGCUUGAGAGUCUGCGUUCCAAGUACGCACAGCUGCUGCAGCUGCUCGAGAGAGACGAUAAUUCCGACAAGCUGACCGGCCAGCUGUCAGAAAUGGAGAGGCAGAGCUUCGAGCGCUCGAUCGAAACGCUGCAGGCCGAGCACAGCUUGUUGCAGGUGGCGAAGGGGUAUGCUUCGACGUUUCCGCAUCUGUGA